AUUUUUGUUCAAACUCACGCAUUUUCACUUUUCAAGCCGGGUUCGGGCCUUGACGGAUGGCCACCAUUAUCAGGUCUACGUGGGAAUAAGGGUUGAAUUUGGUUUUUCAAACCUCCGUAAAACAACCCACCGCAAAGGCGCUUUAGAAUCAACUCUUGGCAAAAAUGGCGUCUUCUUCUCCAUCAUCAUCAUCGGCUGUUAAAAGACUAUCAAAUCUCAGCAACCAUCUUUGCCCAACUAACUCAAACCCUUUAGUCAAAGUAUCUGCUCAAGUGUCCCAGGCUCUGUCCACUGGUCUCCCGGUUGUUGCUCUCGAGUCCACCAUCAUUUCCCAUGGAAUGCCGUAUCCGCAGAAUCUUGAAACAGCCAAGGAGGUGGAGGCGAUUGUGAGGGACAAUGGAGCUGUUCCUGCUACCAUCGCCAUUCUUGAUGGCGUACCAUGCAUAGGUUUGAAUUUGGAACAACUGGAAAGGCUUGCCCGAAUGGGAAAAAGUGCUCAAAAGACAGCUCGAAGGGACAUUGCAUAUGUUGUGGCCACCAAGAGGAAUGGUGCAACAACUGUUUCUGCAACUAUGUUUUUCGCUGCCAUGGUUGGUAUACCUCUUUUUGUUACUGGGGGAAUUGGGGGAGUGCAUAGGCAUGGCGAGCAUACAAUGGAUAUAUCCUCUGACCUCACGGAGCUUGGAAGGACACCUGUAGCAGUCGUUUCUGCUGGUGUAAAAUCUAUAUUAGAUAUUCCAAGGACACUGGAAUAUUUGGAAACUCAGGGAGUUUGUGUUGCUGCUUACAAGACCAAUGAGUUUCCAGCUUUUUUUACUGAAACAAGUGGCUGCAAGGUGCCUUGUCGGUUAGAUAGCCCAGAAGAAUGUGCACGGUUAAUUGAUGCAAACAGGAAGCUUAAUCUCGGAAAUGGAGUACUGAUUGCAGUUCCCAUCGCAAAAGAAUACUCAGCUUCUGGAAGCUUAAUAGAGUCUGCAAUACAGCAAGCUCUUACAGAAGCCAGGGAAAAGAACAUAACAGGGAAUGCUGAGACUCCAUUCUUGCUCGCUAGGGUUAAUGAAAUAACUGGAGGAGCAUCACUUGCUUCAAACAUUGCGCUUGUGAAAAAUAAUGCUGCUAUCGGUGCUAAGAUAUCUGUAGCCCUGGCCCAGCUCCUUAAAUAACUUUGCAUAAAGGUGAGGAAUAUUUUGUUUAGUACACUAUAUUUACUAGAAAAGGAGUUGCUAGAAGCCAACCUCAGUGAACAAUUUGUUUGGGAAAAGAGUUUUAUAUAUAGGGUUAUUAUCCUAUCCACUACUAAUGGUGUUUUUAACUGCACGAGUAGGGUUAGGAAUCAGAUAAAUGUCCAUAUACUAUAUCUAAAAGAAAAAAGAAAAAUAAUCAAAAGAAAGACGUUGGGUUCCUAACCCUGCUUUUAGUGUUAAAAGAACUCCAGUGGCAAUGGAUAGGAUGCUAAUCCUUGGAUGUCUAUGUUUCAGGGAUGGGUUAGCUGAACUGUUUUCUGCAGAUCAUGUUAUUACUUUAGUGUUUGAAUGAUGGAUAGGAUACUAAUCCUUGGAUGUUCAUGUUUUAUAAUGGAUGAAGUUCUUUUGGUGGCUACUUAGUCAUGAA
This is a messenger RNA of Gossypium arboreum, 1611 nucleotides long. RefSeq names its product pseudouridine-5'-phosphate glycosidase. The record is from RefSeq and is a predicted model, not a curated record. The transcript is spliced from 11 exons. The coding region runs from base 165 to 1163 and encodes 332 amino acids. Gene Ontology annotation, molecular function: pseudouridylate synthase activity. NCBI's taxonomy places the organism in Eukaryota, Viridiplantae, Streptophyta, Magnoliopsida, Malvales, Malvaceae.